ACAGAAUGCCGGAUCCACUGGAAGCCUCUAUCAAUCAUAUUUUGAAACAAAAAACUCUUAAAUGGAUUUUUGUGGGUGGAAAGAGAGGUGUCGGAAAGAAGCCGUUCAGUUGCUCAUUGGCAGCUCAACUCAACACAAAAAGUCGUGGAAGAAUUCUUCUCAGUCGAUCCAGCUCACAACAUUUUGGAUGCUUUUAGCCAGAAAUUCAUUCAAACUCCAACACUGGUCGAAGGAUUCGAAAAUCUUUUCGCGAUGGAAAUUGAUUCAAAUUCAAAUGGAGAAGGCGUAGAAAUGGGAAAUAUCAAAAAAAUGUUCCAAAAUGCUGCACAAAACGAAGGUGGAAGCGGUGGAUUCUCGAUGGAAAAAGACUUUCUUCAAAGCUUUGCUGGAGGAUUUCCUGGGAUCGAUUAGGCAAUAAGUUUCGGGGAAAUGAUAGAGUUGAUAGAUUCUCUUGGCUUCGACGUUGUGGUCUUCGACACUGCUUCAACUGGGCACACUCUUCGUCUUCUUCAAUUCCCAACAAUUGUUGAUAAUUUUUUUACCAAAAUUCUUUCACUUCAAGGAAUGUUAGAACCAAUGUUGAAUAACAUCGGUGGAAUGUUUGAAAUGGAAGAUGAUGAAACGCUUGAGACGAUGAUGACAGCUGCAGUGAAAGAUUUGGAAAGGAUGAACGCACAGUUCAAGGAUCUUAACUGCACCUUAUUCGUCUGCAUCUGUAUGGCCGAUUUUCAAGCCGAACGACAUAUUCAGGAGUUGUCCAAACAAGGAACCGAUACUCAUAAUAUUAUUGUCAAUCAACUUCUCAUUCCGGAUAUCGAUGAAAAUGGAGCAGUUUCAAGGCGAAAAUGUGCACAACAAACCGGCCAAGCUUCAACUUCUGAUCCAACCCGAGGUAUGUUCUCGUGCAACUUCAGCAGUAUGCACUUCAGGACCUCUUCAACACUUAACCGUCAUCUUCUCAACAUUCAUAUGGAACCACAAAUAGGACUGGAACGAGUGGAGAUGUAGUGCCGAUUGCAAAGUCUCGCAAUCUUCCGGGAGCACUUCUAACGCAGCCUGCUCAAGUUCAUGAAGUAUAAAAAAGAACACACCCAUCAUCCACGACGUCGGCUGCAGAGACUUCAGAAACAACCGAAACCAUCGGGACUACGUAUCUUUGGAGCGUCCGGUGUGAACUCCCGGCUCCAAAAUGUUUGGUGGGACAACGAAAUGGAGUAGAUGGAUGCUCAAAUCCCAAGACUACAAUCCAUCCAUGUAUAAUUACCCGAAAUGUCAUACAUCUUUUAUUUUUCUAGUUUUAAACUUGCAAAACUUGUAAUACCCCAGUUGUUAAGUGUUCCGUGUUACAUAUGUAUGAAUAUAAUUGUUUGUUAAAUGUUUGUUAGUCAAGAUCAUUUUAUACUGUAUUUCUCUUUGAUUUGAUUAUACCUUUACAACUAGAUGAAUA
Molecule: messenger RNA, 1447 nt
Organism: Caenorhabditis elegans
Lineage: Eukaryota; Metazoa; Nematoda; Chromadorea; Rhabditida; Rhabditidae
Source: the annotation of a RefSeq genome assembly